AAAAUCAUAACCUUAAAUCCUGCACAAAACUUUGUUUUUCUUUGCAAAAAUGUCGGAUACAGCGGUGGUGAUCAAAGCAAAACCGCAACGAAAAGUGAUAAAAGCAACGAAAGUGACGAGAAUCCCGGAAUCCAUACUCAACAACAAAAAAUUGCAAGCUGCCAUCGAAGUGCUUCCAAAAAACUACAAUUUCGAGAUUCCCAAGACGGUAUGGCGAAUACAGGAGUUGAAAGCCAAAACAGUUGCUCUACAAAUGCCGGAGGGGUUGUUGUUGUUCUCCACAACGAUUGCGGACAUAAUUAAAGAGUUUACUGGGGCUGAUUCAGUGAUAAUGGGCGAUGUUACAUAUGGGGCUUGUUGUAUUGAUGAUUUAACCGCUAUAGCGCUCGGAGUGGAGUUGUUGGUGCAUUAUGGACACAGUUGUUUGGUUCCUGUGGAUCAAACGAGCGGAAUUAAGGUGCUAUAUGUAUUUGUAGACAUCAAAAUUGACCCGCUGCAUUUUGUGGAAACAAUCAAGCUUAAUUUCGAGAAAAAGACUAAAAUUGGUUUGGUUAGUACAAUACAGUUUGUGACCACACUACAGGCUGUGUCUGGAAUGCUGAAGGAAGAAGGUUACGAUAUUUCUAUUCCACAGUUUAAGCCGUUAUCGCCAGGAGAGAUUUUGGGGUGUACAGCCCCUGUUUUAAGAUGUGCUGAGGUUGUGAUUUACUUGGGGGAUGGUAGGUUUCAUUUGGAGGCUGCAAUGAUAGCUAAUCCAAAGAUACAAGCCUAUAGGUAUGACCCGUAUGACAAAAAGUUUACUAGAGAGUAUUAUGAUCAUUUGGAGAUGGAAACAAUAAGGAAAGACUGUAUAGAUACGGCCAAAACUGGGGGUAAAUUCGGGGUUAUUAUGGGGACUUUGGGUAGACAAGGCAGCUUCAAAGUUGUAGAUCAUUUAUGUUCAAGACUUGAAGAGAACAGCAAAAAAACGGUAGUAAUACUAUUAUCAGAAAUAUUCCCCAACAAAUUACAACUAUUCACACAUUUAGAUGCUUUUGUGCAAAUUGCUUGCCCUAGAUUAUCUAUUGACUGGGGUAAAGCCUUUACAAAACCCCUUUUGACCCCAUAUGAAAUGUCCAUAGUUCUGGGAGAUUCCCACUGGCACAAAAAUGGUGAAAGUUACCCCAUGGAUUUUUAUGCCAAUGCAAGUUUGGGGCCCUGGACCCCAAAUCAUAAGCCUGAUGCUGAUAAGUUGAAUAAAUGUUGCGGAAAAUGUCCAUGAUUUUUUAUAGAUGGGUAAAUUUUUUUAGUAUGUUUUAUUGGUAAUAAAUUAAUUUUAUUUAUGCA
Molecule: messenger RNA, 1326 nt
Organism: Brassicogethes aeneus
Lineage: Eukaryota; Metazoa; Arthropoda; Insecta; Coleoptera; Nitidulidae
Source: the annotation of a GenBank genome assembly